UUAUAAAAUACAAUUUUUAGAGUCUUUGAAUUUCAUUGGUUAGAAGGUAGCCAUUUGUAAAUAAAAUCAAUCCAAUCACGUUUGAUUUAUCAUAUGUUCGAUUAAUCGAAUUAAUAAUCGACUCGUGAAACAAAAGUUAACACACGAAUUUACAUUGCAAUGUUAAUAAAGAAAUAAGCUAAAGUGCGUCAAAGUAUUAUAAAAGAAACGGAUUUUCAAUUAAAAAUAUAUUUGUGGGUUAAGUUUUAUGACAAGGUUCAGUCUUAUAAUCGAUAAUCUUUUUCUCUUUCUCUUUCUGAUUUUUAUAAUCUUACCAACCUCAAACAGGGUGCUUUUCGUUAAUCGUUUCGAUCGCGUUCGAGUAAACUCGAGUGAACUCGACAAAACUCGAUACAAUUCGAUAUACAUAAGAGUCAUCGAAAUGGAAAGCACCCAUUGUAUAAUUGUGUAGGUAAUAAUCUCUUUUAAGAAAUUCCAAAUAUAUUAUUGAUAAAGAAGUCCAAUCUAAUGAAACGUAAGUGAAAUGUUUAAUAAUGUUGGAAUGAAAGAAAUAAAAAUAGGAAAAGUCUUUAGCGUCUUACCAAUUGUGAAAGAUUUUUUUCUUAAAUCUUAUUAGAAUCAUAUAAUAUAGUAAAAAGUUAUACACAGCACACACAUGUGUACACAUACACAUACACACAUGUAUAUAUAUAUAUACAUACGAGAGAAUCUUCACGAUCAUUAUAAUGAUACCGAAAAAUCAUGUUAAUAAUAAUAUCUUCUAUUAGUAUUUAAAUUUACUAAGGGAACUAAACGAUACUACAAAGAGGUUGGAAAAUUGUAUAUAUUCACGACGAUUCAAGGCUAAAACGUAAUUUUGUAAAAUGUCUGUGACCUUUGCUCAACGCGGCAGACCAACUCUAACGCCAGCACAGAUACAAAAGAUGCUAGAUGAAAACAGUCAACUAAUACAGACUAUUCAAGAGUAUCAAAGCAAAGGCAAACCCCAAGAAUGCAUACAGUAUCAACAACUGUUGCAUCGUAACCUUGUGUAUCUGGCAUCCAUUGCAGAUGCAAAUCAAAAUAUACAAGCAUUACUUCCGCCGCCACAAGGAAUUCCAAAUGGACCACAGCAUCCGAUAAUCAGUCCACAAGGGCUUCCAAGUGGUCCAGGAAAUUCAACCGGUCCAGGAGCAGAUAUGCCUCCUAAUACGCAACCAACAUUACCAAUGUCUAAUUUUAAUCAAGGACAGCCUAUGACGCAGGGUGGUUAUCGAGGACCUGUAAUGCCUGGUCAAGGCCCUGCUAUUAACAGACCUACUGCUGCACCCGGACCUCAACAAUAUAGAGGCGGUCCUCAAUACUCUCAACAACCAACACAGCAAGCAUAUCCUGCUCAAUAUGCUAAUCAAAAUCCAGGGUCUAAUUAUCAAGGACCCCAAGGAGCUGCAUAUACGCCUGGUCAACCAAAUCAAUAUGGGCCACCAAAUGCGUCUCAGCCACAAGGAUAUAACACAUCUUCGCAGCCAAAUUAUGGGCCUCCAACUACAGUAAAUAGCUAUGGCCCACAACCAGGUUAUCCUCCUCCAGGAUCAAGUCAGCCACCUGCUGGAUAUGGACCUCCCCCGCCAAAUCAACAAGGCUAUCCUCCCUCUAAUACAUCUCAACAAAACUUCCAAUCUGGUGGUCAACAACAACAAACUGGACAAUAUGGAAAUCCAAGUCCACAACCAAACUAUCAACAAGCUCCAUCACAACCUCCACCACAAAAUGCAUACGGAGCUGGCCAACCAGGAACUUAUCCCCCACCUUCCUCUCAAGCUUAUGCCAAUAAUGUACCUCCGCAAAACUAUCCACCUCCUCCUACAUCUAGCACAGCUCAACCCCCACAACCAGGCUCACAGCAAACUUCUGGACCUCAAUCCAGUUACGGUAAUCAAUCAAGUCCUGGUCCUGGUCCAACACAAUAUGGUCCAGCUUCUACAUCUCCUCCAUUUAGUACUGCGGCAGCAAGUGCAGCUAAUACAUAUGCUCAAAGUAGUCAACCAACUAGUACACCAUCUGCUUCCACACAGACUUAUUCACCAAGCAGUGGUCCACCACCUACAUCUCAGGGUGGAAACUAUGCCCCUGUUCCAACGCCUUCUGUUUAUCCAGUUCAUCAAUCGCCUCAUCCAAGCUCUCAUCCAUCACAUCCAUCUUCACAUCAAUCGCCAAUUGCUAAUACUUAUGUUCAAAGUAGUCAACCAACUAGUACGCCAUCUGCUUCCACACAAACUUAUUCACCAAGCAGUGGUCCACCACCAACAUCUCAAGGUGGGAAUUAUGCUCCUGUUGUACCUACAUCUUCCGUCUAUCCAGUUCAUCAAAAUCCUCAUCCUAACUCUCAUCCUAACCAUCCACCUUCUCAUCAAUCACCUCAUCAACCUCCCCAUACUCCACACCAACCUCCCCAUCAACCAUCUCAUCAACCACCGUCUCAUCAACCUUCUCAUCAACCUCCUCCACAGUCUCAACAACAAUCUCAAAAUCCUCCACAAUCACAGCAGCAACAAUCCCCAAGUCCUGCUUCAAGUGGAUUCCAACCAUCGUCCGGUCCACCCCAGGGCCCUGCACCACCACCGGGACCCCAGCCGCAACCAGGAUAUGGACCUGCGACAACACAAACAUAUGCCCCGCCAACUCCUGGGGGCCAACCACAGGUUUACACCCCGCAUCCGCCACAGGGAGGUCAACAUUAUGGACAUCCCCAAUAUCCUCCACAAAGUUAUCCACCUCCACCAACAGGACAAGGUUAUCCACAAUACCCACCACGACCACCCGGUGGACACAUGCCUCCUCCACCAGGACCACAAGGACCACCACCACCUAAUCAGUAUGGAGGAUAUGGCUAUCAACCUCCUCCACAAUAGAACAAACUAUAGUUAAAAGAAAAGAAAAAACAAACAUAAAUGUUUUUCUCUCUA
Messenger RNA from Polistes dominula (European paper wasp), 2945 nucleotides. RefSeq lists its product as uncharacterized. Lineage: Eukaryota; Metazoa; Arthropoda; Insecta; Hymenoptera; Vespidae. The record is from RefSeq and is a predicted model, not a curated record.